CAUCAGAGUGGUUAGAGGGAACUGUGUGGUGCACAGUGACGGGCCCAACAUGGCUGCCCAUCGGAUCAGAGCCACCACCACCAACAACCCUACUCUACCUCGCUGCAAAUCAGAGGGGACACUCAUCGAUCUCAGUGAAGGAGUGUCAGAAGCCACUCUCACAGAUGUCAAAGUGCCUUCUCCCAGUGCCUUACGACUGGAUGCCACUGCCUCUUUUGGCACUGCCAGGGAAGUUGUUGCCAUAAAGGACUAUUGCCCAUCUAGUUUCACCACUCUCAAGUUCUCCAAAGGGGAUCGCCUUUAUGUUCUUGAUUCAUCGGGUGGAGAGUGGUGGUAUGCCCACAACAACACAGAGAUGGGCUACAUCCCUGCAGCAUAUGUGCAGCCUAUCAAUUAUAGAGACUCGUCUUUCAGUGACAGUGGGAUGAUUGACAUGGUGGGAGACGGUAGUGAGGAGGCGGCUAAAGAAAUGGAUCUUUUGGGAGAAUGGACAGGAGUGAUUUUGAAACCAACCACCUUCCAAAAUGGAAAUCCUUUUGCAACAUCCCAUACCUCUACAAACCCUUUUCUAAAUGGGGGACAUCAGAGAUCACUUGAUCAGAACAGCAAUGAGAAAUGUGUUGAUCUUCUUCUGUUUGAUACAUUCUCUUCACCCAGUUCAACCAGAAAUGCUGCAGACAAUGACUUUAGUGGUAAUAUCUUUAAGUUGAACCCUCUUAGUCCAACUGUGGGUGCAGGGCAAACAUUACACAGAGACAACCCAUUUUUUAGAAGCAAACGGUCCUACAGUUUGUCUGAAUUGUCCAUUCUUCAGGCUCAGACAAAUGCCCCUGAAUCCACCACUGGUUUCUUUGGAGGACUCAAAGCACCAGCACCAGAACAGUUUCAGAGCAGGGAGGAUUUUCGUACAGCCUGGCUAACCCACCGCAAGUUGGCCAGAUCCUGCCAUGACCUGGAUUCGUUGGGUCAUAACCCAGGUUGGGGUCAAACACAGCCAGUGGAGACCAACAUUGUAUGCCGUCUGGACAGCUCAGGAGGUGCUGUCCAACUUCCUGACACCAACAUCAGCAUCCACAUACCUGAGGGCCACGUUUUACAUGGGGACACACAACAGAUCUCAAUGAAAGCUCUGCUUGACCCACCUCUGGAGCUCAACAAUGAUCGCUGUACUACUGUCAGCCCUGUGGUAGAAAUCAAACUUAGCAACAUGGAAACCAAAACUACCAUUACCUUGGAGAUGAAAGUAUCUGUUGUGGUAAAAAUGGAGAGUAGGCAGACAACCAAAGUCUUAUGUGUCAGGAGUGAUUGUAAAGAGGGACCUUAUACUCCUAUUCCUCAUUCAUACAUGUAUGAGAACACAGUUCAGGUGUGCCUAGACAACCUUGAACCAUGUAUUUAUGUGUGUGUGGUGGCCCAGGCUCAGUCCAUCCCUCCAGACUCCACAGUCUGGGAACAUGUAGUCAAAAAAAUCACCUUAGGAGUAUAUGGUCCAAAACAUAUUCACCCAUCCUUCAAAACAGUCAUUGCAAUGUUUGGCCAUGAUUGUGCCCCAAAUACUCUUCUGGUGAAUGAGGUUGGAAAACAGGCACAGUCUGCCCCACCUGUUGUGCUGCAGCUUUGGGGUAAACACCAGUUUGUAUUGUCCAAACCACAAGAUCUAGAUGUUGGAGUUUACUCCAACAUGGCUAACUAUGAAGUAAAGGCUAGUGAACAGGCCAGAGUUGUUCGGGGCUUUCAGGUUAAGCUAGGCAAAGUUAGCCGGCUGAUUUAUAUAAUUUCUUCACGCAUUGCUGAAGAUGUUUCUGAUUUUACCUUAAGAAUCCAAGUCAAAGAUGAUCAAGAUUGUAUACUUGCUCAGUUUUGUGUACAAACACCAACACCACCACCCAAGACAGGCCCAAAGACAUCAGUGCAACGUCGAUUUCUGAAGAAGAAGGAAUUGGGGAAAAUAGUUUUGUCUCCUCUUGCUGUUGCCACCAAGUACCCAGUUUUCCAAGACAGGAAAAUAAACAACCUGAAGUUUGGGAAAUUAAUCAAAACUGUAAUCCGGCAAACAAAAAAUCAAUACUUGCUUGAGUACAAAAAAGGAGACUUUAUAGCUCUACUGAGUGAGGAGAAAAUUAAGCUGAAGGGUCAGUUGUGGACAAAGGAGUGGUACAUUGGAUAUUAUCAGGGCAAAAUAGGGCUUGUUCAUGCUAAGAAUAUUCUAGUGGUCGGUAAAGUUAAACCCAUUUAUUUUAAUGGGCCUGAUCUUACAACAUCAGUGUUAUUAGAGCAAAUUCUAAAGCCCUGUAAGUUCCUUACUUACAUUUAUGCCUCUGUAAGAACUGUACUGAUGGAGAACAUUGGCAACUGGCAAGUGUUUGCAGACGCCCUCGGAUAUGUCAACCUACCCUUGAUGCAUUUCUGCCGCGCUGAGCUGGACAGCGAACCAGAAAGGGUGGCAUCGGUGCUGGAGAGUUUGAAAGAGGAUUGCAACAAUGCCGAGAGCAAAGACAGGAAGUCCUUCCAGAAAGAACUUCUGACGGCUUUGUUGAAGAUGGACUGUCAGGGUCUUGUGGCCAGACUGGUCAUGGACUUUGUCUUGCUGACCACUGCUGUGGAGAUAGCUGGGCGAUGGAGGGAGCUGGCAGAGAGGCUCGUCAAAGUUUCACGCCAGCAGAUGGAUGCCUAUGAGGCGCCGCACCGUGAUAAGAAUGGGGUGGUGGACAGCGAGGCUAUGUGGAAGCCUGCAUAUGACUUCCUAGUCACGUGGGCUGCUCAGAUCGGUGACAGCUACAGGGAUGUGAUCCAGGAGCUGCACAUGGGGCUGGACAAGAUGAAGAACCCCAUCACCAAACGUUGGAAGCACCUGACAGGCACGCUGAUCCUGGUUAACUGCCUGGAUGUCCUGCGAAGCUCUGCUUUCAGCCCCGCUGCUCCAGAUGAUUACGCUAUCUGA
Molecule: messenger RNA, 2941 nt
Organism: Nematolebias whitei (Rio pearlfish)
Lineage: Eukaryota; Metazoa; Chordata; Actinopteri; Cyprinodontiformes; Rivulidae
Product: SH3 domain-binding protein 4
Exons: 4
Coding region: 50-2941 (963 amino acids)
Cellular component (GO): cytoplasm
Molecular function (GO): protein binding
Source: RefSeq, a predicted model, not a curated record